Molecule: messenger RNA, 618 nt
Organism: Microstroma glucosiphilum
Lineage: Eukaryota; Fungi; Basidiomycota; Exobasidiomycetes; Microstromatales; Microstromataceae
Product: CS-domain-containing protein
Exons: 3
Coding region: 1-618 (205 amino acids)
Biological process (GO): protein folding
Cellular component (GO): cytoplasm
Source: RefSeq, a predicted model, not a curated record
AUGGAUCUGGCUGCCUACGAUGCACUGUCCCCAGCCGAACAGGCAGCACACGAUGCCUCGCAGCGGGACAAGGAAGCUCAGGAGCAAGCCGCUCUGCCUUACAGAUGGACGCAGGCUCUGGACCAUGUCGCAUUGAACUUUCCCGUCGAGCAGGGCACAAAAGCCAAAACACUCGACGUCAAGAUCAAGAAGAAGGGCUUGAGCAUUGCUCGGAAGGGUGGUGAGGUGUUGCUAGAGGGGGAGUUUCCGAAGGAGGUCAAGCUGGAGGACAGCGUUUGGUCCCUGGAGGACUCUUGUCUCAUCUCCAUCCAUCUUGAAAAGUCCAACGCGUCAGAAUGGUGGCCGCAUGUCUUCACAAAGGACCCCAAGAUCGACACGACAAAGCUCACUCCAGAGAACUCCAAGCUGAGCGAUUUGGAUGGCGACACAAGGGCAAUGGUGGAGAAGAUGAUGUUUGACAAUAGACAGAAGCAGAUGGGCUUACCAACGAGUGAUGAACAGAAGCAGCAGGAGAUACUGAAGAAGUUCCAGGCUCAGCAUCCCGAGAUGGACUUCAGUCAGGCUAAGAUCGGAGGCGGAGGAGCAGCAGGCGCCUUCGGAGGCUUCCCUUCCCAGUGA